This is a messenger RNA of Diachasma alloeum, 2752 nucleotides long. It is a transcript of the gene PIH1D1, whose product is annotated as PIH1 domain-containing protein 1. Gene Ontology annotation, biological process: box C/D snoRNP assembly; rRNA processing. NCBI's taxonomy places the organism in Eukaryota, Metazoa, Arthropoda, Insecta, Hymenoptera, Braconidae. The record is from RefSeq and is a predicted model, not a curated record. Gene Ontology annotation, cellular component: cytoplasm; ribonucleoprotein complex; R2TP complex. Bases 108 to 1034 code for a protein of 308 amino acids. The transcript has 6 exons.
UUCCAAACAAUCUCGCCGGUAUCUGGACAUCCUGUCCAUAAUUGUGUCAAUAAAUAGGAUAAUUGUUGGUGUAUUCAAUAUUCAAAUUGACUUUUCCAGUGAUCAGAAUGCCGAACACUUUGCUCGACGUUGAUGAGUCACUCAUGAAAAAGAACCUCUUGCUUCCUGAAUACAAGGAAGAGGGAGAGGAGUUCGAUCGCCUCGUGAAGACCCUGGAGACCCCCCAGACGCCCUCGGUGGUAUUCAGACCCUAUCCUGGGGUCUGCAUCAAGACUAAAACAAACGCUGGGGAUAAAAUAUUCGUCAAUGUCUGUCACACAACGGAAAUCCCGCCUCCCGACGACAUUUCUGAUGAGAGGUUCGAUAAAAUCCUGAGCGAAGACACUCCAGCAUGGUGUAUCCCCAUGAGCAUUGGGCAUGAACAUUUGGAGUCUGAUAAAAGUGGUGCCAAAUGUCCAACCUACGACGUCGCCAUAAACACAAAAUUCUUCGACAAAUGCCAGGAAAAAAAACACUUCUUCGCCUUCGCAGUCCUCACGAUUCUCUCAGCAAUCGGAGAAAAGUACGACAAAGUUGUUGAUUCAGAGAGUUACGUUGUUCUGAAGAAUCGAAAGGUCGUGGGGAAGCUGCAGGAUCACAGGGUGGCGAAACGACAACCGAAGUACUCGUCGGAGAGUUCAGCACCGAAGCCCCUGAUCCAAGAAGUCUCUGCGAAAAAAUCUUCCAAGUCCAAGGAUAAACAACCGCUGAUUGCGAGUGUGGUUUCUGCUGACACUUCUCAGUAUGUGAUUUUCAAAAAACCGGGGAAGGGGGAAACUGAAAAAUUGAUCGGAUAUUUCAAAAUCCCCCAUCAGUGUUCUAAAAAUGAUCUUCGAGCAGACAUUGGUCAAGACAGGAUUGUAAUCGACGCAGCCUCCCAUAAUUACCUCGUCGACGUCUUCGUUCCGUUCUCAAUCGACCAAAGUUCAACCACAGCCUCUCUGGACGCAGAUCUCAACAUACUGCGAUUGGAUAUGCCAGUGACAUCGACGUGAGCAUGACAUUGAGGCCUGAAUGGAGCGCAUUUGCUGCGAUAUCAAAAGAACACUUGAGAAUACCUCAAUUUACAUUAGUGAUGUUUUUUUUAUGUCUUUAUGUUAUAAAAGUGAAAAUCAUAGACCUUUUCAUUCUGAGAAUUACGGGAUGAUUUUGCAGAAUUUUUAUUAUAAAUAACUACAGGGCAAUUUAUUAAUAGGGAACUUGGAUGAAGCUUAAUUCUUUCUAAUUCCCCUAUUCACACAUUGUCCAUAAUAUAUGGAUUUAACGGCAAAAAAUUAUGGAGAAAUAUUGUCUGUAUGUUUUAUAAUGAAUUAAAAAUCAUUCGUUUUCGCGACUAAUUUUUCGGUCAUGCCGUCACGAAGACGGUUAGAUAACGCUUCAUUGGCCGAGUGUGAAGAGAGUGGGGUGUUGCCGUCGUCCAUUGGCCGAGGCGCACUUCAAGAUUGGGUUAGGUCGGUUCGAGCCGUUCUGUGAUUGGUCCAGCGCUCGACUGUCUAUGUGACGUCAUUAGCCAUUCCAAAGCAUUUGAAAUCUUGGAUUUUCAACAAUUAAUGACUAAUUAAUGAACAAUAUUUUAAACGCUUAUGAAUGAAAAAUGAAUUAUUCAGGUCAUAAACUUGAGAUUAGAAAUUGAAAAAAAAUUAUGCAAGUUCCCCAUUGUCUUGGGAGUUAUGGCUCAAAUGUAUACCAUCAUGAAGAUUAACAUUUAUCAGAAUUUUUCAGUAUUAUCCAAAAGAUUUCAAAUGAUGUUGGAGAAAACGAAUUUAAUAGAGUGAAAAUAAUUACGAACCGACCAGAAUUUUUCAUUAUUUUUUCUUAGAUUUUCAGUUUGAUGAACGUAAUAAAUAUUUCGUCCAUUUUUUCGUAUUAAAAAACGAAAAUAAUUACGACCAACCGAAAAGACUUUAAUAGUAGUAAGCUGUCUCUCCUUCGAGAUCAUUUGGAGAUUUAACAACAGUGGAGACGAGCCACAGCAAAUUAUUUAUUAUUCAGUUCAGUUUGAUGGGUGUAAUAAGCAUUUCCCCUAGAUUUCUUAGAUGAAAAAGUCUAUUCCGUAGCAGAAAGAUGAGUUCAAAAUUCAUUUUCUUGAGGACUCUCAAUAGUCUGUUCAUCUUUGAAGUUUUCAAACGAAUUUCCUACUAUAAGUUAUAGCCUAAACCGAUGUUAUGGCUCGGAUUUAAUCAAUUGCGUUAUUGUUGAAUAGCUGGACAUCCCUUAAAGGUGAAAAAAAUCUUUAAAUCUUCAGUUCACAAUUCAUUUUCUAAGGGGUUGCAAAAGCUUACUUAUGUCUCAAGUUUUCUGAGCCAUUUUGUACACAAAGUUAUGGCCCAGAUUUAAUCAAUUGCGUUAUUGUUGAAUAUGUGAACAUCUAGCAUCGUCAGCUUGACAUUUGCCAUGUACAACUGGAGUAUGAUGACCAAGUGAUGAAAUAUAAACAAUUACUGUAUUAUGUGAGGAGUCAUUCAGAUAUGCACAGGUCAGACUUGAAUUGGAUUCCAAUGCGUACAAAAGUCAUAACUGAUUGUGAUCAGUCAGAUGGGAGUUAUUACAACUGCGGAAUAAAGUUUUGUAUUUUUGAUACGUAAGGAGAGUCCUCUCUUUUAUCUCGGCAUUAUUAGUUUUCUUGCUUAUAUGAUCGUAGAUUAAUGAAAAUGUUCAAGAGCUUUUUGUGGCUAAUAAAAUUUUCAACAAAAAAGGUUGCUUGACAUUCUUU